AUGGCCGAGCUGGGGCUCUCUCGCGCGCCGGGCACUACUAGCUCGUCGUUCAGGCCGCCCUCUCGCCACUCGCUCGAGCCCGUGCUGGAACAGCCUUCCCCGCAACGCAGGCGCGACUACUUUGUGGCGGAUGAAGACGUGCCACGCGCAAGGCCCGAGCUUCAGCGCAAGUUGCCCUUCCAGUACCAUGGCGACGUGUUUGCGCAGCAUGGCGAGUACACAGACGCGGGGCUCUACAUGUCACGGCUGCCAGCAUCUCGGAAGGAGAAGCAGCCUUUGUCUGCGCGUGUUGGGGCCAACUACAAGCUUCACCCCGUCAAGUUGGCCCCCGUGACUCCUACGAAGCCAGCAUCGCAGCAGCAACCCGAACGAGAAGUCAGUCCCGUGGUGCUGUCUAUCAGCCCCAAGGCCGUAGACGCGAACGCGAACGCGAACAAGUCCAAGCCCAAGAGCAACCGCAAGCGACAAUAUGCUCUGGCUGUGGAGGCUAUGGCGGUCAACCACUCGCUUCAUAUAGCACUGCUCAAUGACAACGUCGUGCCGAGUGUCAUGGCGCUGUGUCGCUCCAAGGACGUGGCUACGCUUGGGGCAUGCGUGGCCACACUGGGCCAUUUGUCCUGCGAGCCCGAAGGCCGGGCCAUGCUUCUGUCGCACAACGCCCUAUCGCUGUUGUCGGCACUUGCGCUCUCCUCAGCGCGCACUCACGAGAAGCUCCUACUGCCGAACUGCGUGGGCACCCUGGCCAACCUCACGAUCGAGGAUGGAAGCGAGAGCGGGUUCAUCAAGGACAAGGCCCUCGACUGUCUGCUGAAGCAGCGACGAACGUCGGUAUUAGCGGAGCGAGCUUGCACCUUCGCCGUCUUCAAUCUGUCGUGCCCUCAGUACGCGUAUCCGCGCGUGGACGACGCCGUUCAUGCACUCGCAGAGCAUGGGAAGGAUGCGCGCAACCGCGAGACGAUCAGCCGAGCUGUUUACAACUUGGCGUGUACGCGGAUGAACCACGUGAAGCUGGUUGAGCCUGAGGCUGCCUCAUUGCUGCGGGUGCUGGUCGGAUGCCAGCAGAGCGAAGCUGCGCGUCUCAACUCGCUCGCUGCGCUCUGGAAUCUGGUGGAGAGUGGGGCGUGUCGUCGGGCUCUGGUUCGGACUGGUGAUUGUGUGCGCGCUGUGGUGGAGGAGCUUCCUCGUCUCGGUCUUGCUGCAAGUGAGGAGUACGUCAUCUGCGCGCUAGGAACGCUGAUCUGCCUCACACGCGAAGCACACGCCCCAGAGCUUAUGGGCAACGCGGGGGCUCUGGAAGCGUUGGCUGCGCUUGGCACAAGUGCCCAACGACGGCCAGGAGUGCUGCUGUUAAUAUACCGCUUGAUCGCCAUCUUACUCUCCGCACCCGACAACAUCCAGGGUGUUGGCGAGAGCGUUGUCCACUUCCUCCUCGCUUUCCAGCACGAGAGUGCAGGCGCGGACAGUGUCUCGCCUUCUACGUCCGCAGCCAUGUCCCGAUACGUGCUCUUUGCACUAGCGAGCAUUUUGUCGUGGAACGAGUCGGACGAUUCCAAACUCGAGACCUCGAAUCACCGCACGGCUGCACUGUCGUCAAGGUCGUCUCCGCUAGAGCUGGAUGAAUUACUGGACGAACCCCAGCUCCUAGAGCAAAUGUACAGGCACGUAGCGUAUUCAGGCUUCCCAGUUGACAGUACGCAGGUGCGUCUGCAGAUGGUGCUCCUGUUCAACUUGUCGUUCCGAUACCCCAAGGUGGAGGUUGCCAAGCUCGCCCACGAACGGCUGAGCCAGGUAGGGGCUAUCUCGAAAGACCGCCACAUUCUCACGCUGCUGGGCGGGAGCUUUUUCAGUCUGUGCAUGGAAUACGAGGUGCACCACUUGCUCCUCGCUACCGCCUACGCGACGACAGACGACAAAGGCGGCUUUCUGCUGCAGCGCUUGGCACGAGAUGGAGAUGUUGAAGCGCAGAGUAUGUGCUUCAACACAGUCUGCAUUCUGUUCGAUGGUCACUCGCUCACUCGGGACGAAGUACUGAGGCUCAUGGACCGGAUCUUCCCCGUUGUGGUCGAGGUUUGUACGCGCAGGGAUCAUAUUACCAAAAGUAGGGAUGUCGCUGAGGACGCUGACGCCAAGUCUAACCGAGGGGCAUUGCAAGCAGCGUGUGCUGCGUGCCUCACACGCUUCGCGAGCGUGACAGAGUAUCGCCUUGCAAUGGUGGAGCACGGCCUUCUCAACGCGCUGGCAGUGCUAGCUGGAUCCGAGGAUGACGAAACUCUGCGGCUGUGCGUGCACACGUACGCCUUGUUGUCGCAGGAUAGAGCGGUUGGCGCGCCACUACUGCGCGGUGGUGUUAUUAAGGCUCUGACGUUGCUGGCUGCCGCUCCCGAGGAGGCUGUGCGUCGAGCGUGCGCCGUUACCCUGUGCAACUUGUCUGCCGAAGUCGCACAUGUGGAAUCCCUGGUAAAGCUUGGCGCGCUUCGGGCUCUGCUUGUUCUUGCCUGCGUUAAGUCGAAUGACCCGGAGACCCGACGAGUGUGCCUCAAAGCCGUGUUGAACCUGCUGCGCGUUGCAAAGGCAGCGGCGAUGCAGCGCUUGUGUGACGACGGCCUGCUUUGGGCCUUCGGGAUCUUCACGGACGCGAUGGAGCCCAGGGACUACGCUAUCCUCUCGGACGCCUUCUGCGUGCUCGCCACGCAUUCGUCAGCGCGUGCCGGGCUGAUCGCCAAGCCUAGCACGGUAGCUUCGCUGUUGCAAAUACUCCGCUGCAAUGACGUUUGCUCCACCAAGGUGACGGUCUUGAAGGGCCUCGUCAAUCUGCUCGCCGACGCUGCCAGCGCAGCUGUGCUCCUGAAAAUCGGCGUUCUAUCUCACCUUGUUGCGCUGAUUGAGUCGGAGAAGGAGGCCGAAGUGGCAGGAAAUGUGGCCGAGCUACUCGUGCUGAUCUUCCAGAACUGCUCGUCAGACGACAACGACGCGGCAGCUGGAGCGUAUGCAGAAGCAGCAACCAUGCGUGUCAUCACGUAUCUCGUACAUGUUGCCGAACAAGAGGAACUGCAUCGCGCUGCUGAAGCUAGCAACACUGAGAUUACGAGCUGCGCCCUGAGCUGCGCUGUCUUGCUGCACCUGCUAUCGUUGCACAGUGUCACGCGACCAGCACUGCUGCUUGUCCACCCUCCGCUAGGCACAGCACUUCCAGCUCUCCUGCUGCAGGCAAAGGGGCACACUCAGACGCUGCUGCUGCGAUGUCUCUACAACCUCACGUGCGACGCCAAUCUGCUCAUGCACAUCCCGAUGAACGUCGUCAUCCCAUCGCUGAAGGUGGCGAUAACGAACCAGCACGAGACCACAUCCAAUGGGGAUGAACCGAAGACUGCAGCACUGUGUGCAGGGAUUCUACGCAACAUCUCGACGUCUAGUGACUGCCACGACGUGCUGAGCUCCGAGCCUGCGACGACGUUAUUGUGCGAGCUGUUCGCGCUGGGAGGGAAGCUAUGCCGCGAGAAUGUGGCGCUGGCGACGUGCAACCUCUUCCUGGGGCGGGUCAACUCGCACGUGCUGCUGUCUCGGGGCGUCCUGCCACUCGUCCUCUCCUUGUGUUUGCCCGAGUUGGCGUCGUCUUCAGAAGCGCACACAAUGUGCUCGGCCGUGCUGCGAAAGCUGGCCAUUGCACCGGGCAACAGCAAGCUGCUGCUGCGUGGAGGCGCUGUCCGCCACCUCGUGCUGCUUAUGGGUGGUAGCUCGUCGAUGUUCGUCAGGAUGAACUGCGUCGCCACCUUCGGUCUCUUGGCCCAGAAGCCUGGCGUUUCAUCUGUGUUGGCAUCGCAGGGCGUACUGGCCUCCGUGCUGGAGUUCCUGGAGCACUUGGAGCAGCAGCAGCACGUUGACGCCACACUGGGCCCCUGUGUCGAGAGCAUGUGCGUGGAUCUGCUCUCGAAGCUCGCCCAGUUCGCAAACGCCAACGACCCGCGCGAGCGUCGCCUGUCGUCACUGCUGUACCGAGUUGUCGAGAAGGAGGACGCCGCUGCCUCCUCAGCUUCACUGCCCAGAGCAACGCAAUCGCCCGCCGCUGAAUCGUGGCAGAAUGACCGCAGCUUUCUGCACCGUGACCAGAGCGGACCGCUACCCCCAACGCAGAUCUGCACCGUGCUUGUGUUGACGCGCAGUGCUGCUCCGGUGGUGCCUCAUGCACCAAGAACAAUCUCGUACCCUGGAUACGCCAUUGAAGUGAGCCCCAGUGCCAGCUACAUCGAGAUGGGGACGAUCGAGCCGAUACUGCCCCCAAGUGAUGCUUUGGACGACGAGCAGGGCGAGGAAGCGGAUGCUCGCGUGCAGUCAGCCGAGUUCACGCCGCCGCCGAUGUUCCCCAAGAUGAAGAACCCCUUCACGCCUCUGUCGCUCUCCGCGUUAACUGCGUCCAGCGGCACCUCGGCCCAAAUCAAGAGCCCGAUUCCUCUCAAAGCGUUGCAGUCUAAGCUGGUGCCUCCAUUGCCUCCACGAGCAGCGGCUGCACAGCGAGCCCCGUAA
Messenger RNA from Phytophthora sojae, 4521 nucleotides. RefSeq lists its product as hypothetical. The coding region runs from base 1 to 4521 and encodes 1506 amino acids. Gene Ontology annotation, molecular function: protein binding. The record is from RefSeq and is a predicted model, not a curated record. Lineage: Eukaryota; Oomycota; Peronosporomycetes; Peronosporales; Peronosporaceae. The transcript has a single exon.